This is a messenger RNA of Daldinia vernicosa, 1226 nucleotides long. RefSeq names its product acid phosphatase/Vanadium-dependent haloperoxidase. The transcript has 2 exons. The coding region runs from base 179 to 1096 and encodes 305 amino acids. The record is from RefSeq and is a predicted model, not a curated record. Gene Ontology annotation, biological process: phospholipid metabolic process. Lineage: Eukaryota; Fungi; Ascomycota; Sordariomycetes; Xylariales; Hypoxylaceae. Gene Ontology annotation, molecular function: phosphatidate phosphatase activity.
CGUCAUCUAAUCUUCUGAUCUCAUACCCUAAAUCAGGCACGCGACCUCCAACUUUCAUCCUUUCUUAACGCCUUAUAAGGUACAUACCAAUACAAAGUUAUUUACCAUUUCCUAAUCUGUUAUGUUGUGGAGUAUUUUUAAAUCUAUACGGGGACGGUGACUUGCAGCUAUUGCAACUAUGACGCCGCGGAACGACUCUUUCCAGCAAGGAGGGAUCUUAGGAUCAGUAGCUAAGUUUUGGACUCAUUCAUAUGCUCCCGACUAUGUAGGAUUCGCUGGCCUGUUGACAGCCUACCUCUUGAUUCAAUUUUUCGUCGAACCUUUCCAUCGCAUGUUCUAUAUCAAUAACCUAAAUAUUUCAUUCCCUCACGCCGAAGUCGAGCGGGUUCCAGUCUGGUUAAACUUUGUUUACGCUCUGUUCGUCCCUCUCGGAUUUCUGCUGCUAUACAAUAGUUUAACCCGAGCCUCGUUCCACAAACAUCACAGCACUAUUCUCGGCCUUGCCAUCGCCCUCAUCCUCAGCUCGUUCCUUACCGACAUUGUAAAGAACACCGUUGGCCGCCCCAGGCCGGACCUAAUCGCCAGAUGCAAGCCUAUCGCUAGCACUAAACUUAACGUCUUGGUGACUAUCGAUGUAUGUACCGAGACAGAUCACCAUACCCUCCACGAUGGCUGGCGUUCUUUCCCCUCAGGACACUCCAGCUUCUCCUUUAGCGGUCUCGGGUACCUGGCUUGCUUUCUAGCCGGCCAAUUGAGGAUAUUCCGCGAUAGGAAGGAUCUUGGUCGUUCGUUGGUUUGCCUUGCGCCCCUGGUUGGUGCGGCUAUGAUUGCCAUCAGUCGCUGCCAGGACUAUCGCCACGACGUAUACGACGUCUGUGUAGGAUCAGUACUGGGGUUUACAGUCGGAUUUUUCAGUUACCGAAGGUACUGGCCGCGUCUGAGCAGCCGUGAGUGCGACGAGCCGUACCCGGCGCCUGGUACCGAGAUCGAAGAUAGGGAAGGCUGGAGGAGAAUCCGAGAUGAAGAAGAAGGCGGGUUAAUCAUAGGAAGAAAUGCCGGGUAUGAGAUGGCUAACUUGAUAGAAAAUCCUAGCUAACAUAUGUUUAUUAGAUAAUCGAAUCGCGGAGACACCGAAUUAAAUUUUACGGAGUGCAUAUAUUGUGAUAUGUCCAAACUAUUGUUCGAUAUAUUUUCUACUAUUCGUAGAGUGGCAUCUACGCAGGGUU